Messenger RNA from Leptopilina boulardi, 2217 nucleotides. It is a transcript of the gene Nsun5, whose product is annotated as 28S rRNA (cytosine-C(5))-methyltransferase. The coding region runs from base 124 to 2190 and encodes 688 amino acids. Gene Ontology annotation, cellular component: nucleolus. Gene Ontology annotation, molecular function: methyltransferase activity. The transcript has 6 exons. NCBI's taxonomy places the organism in Eukaryota, Metazoa, Arthropoda, Insecta, Hymenoptera, Figitidae. The record is from RefSeq and is a predicted model, not a curated record. Gene Ontology annotation, biological process: rRNA base methylation.
UACAUAAUCACGUGAUUGGGUUUUUAUUUACAUAACCUCAAAAUCCAAAAAAGAAAAACCAAAAACCUGUUUGGAAUUGUUAAUUAAAGAUUUUCUUCUUUGUUUGGUAAUGUAAUUGUUAACAUGUCUGAAGGAUUUAUUCAUUCAGUUAAAGUACCGAGGCUGUAUAAAACUGUUGCGAAAAUUGUACAAAACGUUCAGGAAAACGGAGCAAGUCUUAAACAAUUGAUUUACGAGCAAAAGCACACGAAUGUGCAGGGUGUCUACGCAUUGGCGUUUAAUACCGUUCGUCAUGGGGAUCAAUUGAAUCAGCUAAUACGCAAAACUCAAAUUCUCUUCAAAGAACAACGUUUGGAUCCGUGGUUAACUCGUGUUUUGAUAACAGAAUUAAUAUGGGGCAAGCAGUGCUUAAAAUCAGAGUCCAAGCCCAUUCAAACGGUUAUUUCAUACGAGAAAGAAUUACGAGAGGAAAUGAAAAAUAUCACAGAAGAUGUAGAUUUAUCCAAAAAAGUUGAAAAACCACGAUAUGUGAGAGUAAAUACAUUAGCGAUGAGUGUGAACAAUGCAAUAAUAAAUUUUCAAGAAGAAGGUUGGAAUUUUCAAUCUGGAUUUGAUAAUUAUUCCUCAUUUUUGAAAAUUAUUUCAAAUUUGAAUAAGGAAACAUUUGUUCAAGAUUUUCAUAUUCCAGAAUUACUUAUUUUUCCUCAUGGAACGGCAUUUUUCAAUCAUCCCGGUUAUAAAUCUGGUAGAAUUAUUUUACAAGACAAGGCGAGUUGUUUUCCUGCAUUUCUUUUAAAUCCACCGAUUGGAUCUACGGUUUUGGAUAUGUGUUCAGCACCCGGAAUGAAAUCGACACAUUUGGCAGCAAUUCUUCAAAAUAAAGGAAAAAUUUUUUCCGUGGAAAUGGAUGAAAGGAGAUUCAAGACGCUUUGUGAUUUUAUCGAAUUGACGAAUUCUACGUGUGUCGAAACUAUUAAUAAAGAUGCUCUAACUGUUGAUUCAAAACAGUGUCCAAAUAUUGAAUAUAUUCUCGUUGAUCCCAGUUGUUCUGGAUCAGGGAUGGUGGACAGAGAGAAAGUCAGUGGAAAAAUAGAAAAAUGCGCACCUGGUCGAUUGAGAAGUCUUCAAUCGUUUCAAGUUCUUCUUUUACGACAUGCACUUCUCAAUUUUCCAUCGGCAAAGAAAAUUAUUUACAGCACGUGUUCAAUUCAACCCGAAGAAAAUGAGCACGUGAUAGAUGAAAUUCUCACCGAUAUUGGCGAUGCUUAUAAACUUGUUUCGCCUAAAAAUGUACUCAAUGAAAAUUGGUUAAAUUUCAGUUCUCUCAAUUAUAAUUGCAAAGACAAUUGUUUAUACGCAAGACCCGAUGUGGAUUUAACUAAUGGAUUUUUUGUCGCUGUUUUUGAACGAAAUUUUGAUGUUCCUCUACCUGAAUAUAAAAGAAGAUUAAAAGUAAAAAACAAUAAAAAUACAGAAAAUAAUUUUAAUGAAAAAAAUGACGACAAUCGAGAAAAUGAAAUGGAAGUGGCAGAAAAUAAAUGCGAAAAAAUAGACGAAACUUCAAUGGAAAGUAAAGAAUGGAAAUUAACUGCUUCGCAAAAAAAGCGAAUGAGAAGAAGAAAAAAGUUCAAUCAACAAAAUUCGAAGGAGGAAAAUAUUCUUCAAGAAGAUAAUUCAAAUUCUGAAUUAAAAUCCAAUGAAUUGGAAGAUAAUUCGAAAAUUAAUUUGAUAUUGAAUGAGGAGUUAGAGGAGAAAAAGAAGAAAAAAAAGAAUAAGAAGAAUGAAACUGAAAAUUGUUCCGAAGAAAAUGAAUUUAAGGAAAAACCAAAGAAGAACAAAAAAUCGAAUAUUUCAAAAGAAAUUGAUAAUAUUUCACAAGAGGAAGAUUCUCAAUCAAAGAAAAUGAAAAAGAAGAAAAGAAAAUUAGAAGAAAAUUCUCUGUCUAUAAAAACUGAAUCAGAAGAAAUUUCAAAAUCGAGUGAAAAAGAAAAAUCUAAAAAAACCAAGAAAAGUAAAAUAGAAGAACAUUUAUCAGAUAAUGAAGUUUUAUCACAAGAGGAAGUCACGGAUAAAAAGAAUAAGAAACGCAAACAUAACGAGGACACGAAUAAUUCAAUAAAUGAGAAUGACGAUCUUUCAACAAAGAAAAAGAAGAAGAAGAAGAAGAAAAAAGAGACAAAUGAUUGUUAGAUUUAAUUUUUUCAUUGUUUUUUUUUU